AUGAAAGAAAAUGAACCUAUUAUCACCAUGGUUCACACAAUGAUUGAGAACUCGGCGCUAAGACCCCAACUGUACCAGCAACUGUCACAAGAAGAAUGUAGAGGUACAUUAUACAAAUACAGACCUGAAGAAGUGGAUAUUGAUGCCAAGUUAAGCAGAUUAUGUGAACAAGAUAAAGUGGUACAUGCUCUGGAAGAGAAACUUCAGCAGCUCCACAAGGAGAAAUACACGCUUGAACAAGCUUUGCUGUCAGCGAGCCAAGAGAUAGAAAUGAAUGCAGAUAACCCAACAGCCAUUCAGACUGUGGUGUUACAGAGGGAUGAUUUACAAAAUGGCCUGCUUAGUACAUGUCGAGAACUGUCUCGAGCUACUGCCGAACUGGAACGGGCAUGGAGAGAAUAUGAUAAGUUAGAAUAUGAUGUAACUAUUACCAGGAACCAGAUGCAAGAACAACUAGAUCGACUUGGUGAAGUUCAGACUGAAUCAGCAGGAAUUCAGCGUGCACAGAUUCAGAAAGAACUUUGGAGAAUUCAAGAUGUCAUGGAAGGGCUAAGUAAACACAAACAGCAAAGGGGCACUGCAGAAACAGGUAUGAUAGGAUCAAAGCCUUUUUCAACAGUCAAAUACAAAAAUGAGGAAGAGGAAGUAGUCCCACCUCGUCCUCCACUUCCUCGGUCCUAUGAGUUUACAGAGCAGCCUCCCAUAAUCCCCCCUCUGCCCAGUGAUAGCAGCUCCUUGCUCUGUUAUAGCAGGGGCCCAGUGCAUCUGCCUGAAGAAAAGAAGAUUCACCAAGUUCAAGGAUAUCCAAGAAAUGGAACUCACUGUGGUCCAGAUUAUAGACUGUACAAGAGUGAACCAGAGUUAACAACAGUGGCAGAAGUUGAUGAAUCUAAUGGAGAGGAAAAGUCAGAACCUGUUUCAGAAAUGGAAUCUGCAGUUGUUAAAGGUUCCCACUUUCCAGUUGGAGUAGUCCCUCCAAGAACGAAAUCACCAACACCCGAAUCUUCAACAAUAGCUUCAUAUGUAACCUUAAGAAAAACUAAGAAGAUGAUGGAUCCAAGAACGGAACGGCCAAGAAGCGCAGUAGAACAGCUCUGUUUGGCUGAAAGUACCCGACCUAGGAUGACUGUGGAAGAGCAAAUGGAAAGAAUCAGGAGACAUCAACAAGCAUGCCUACGAGAAAAGAAAAAAGGAUUAAAUGUUAUUGGUGCUUCAGACCAGUCACCCUUACAGAGUCCUUCAAAUUUAAGGGAUAAUCUAUUCAGGAUUCCCCAGAGUCGAAGGAAGGAUGACUUGUUAUCAAGUAACAUCAAGGAACCAGACACUGUCAUUAGAGAAAAUGAUGUAAAGCCAAACCAUGAAACCUCUGCAGCAGAGACUGUUCAACUGAAAGAAGCUGAAUCUCAAAAUGCAGACUUCAGCAAAGAGGUUAGAAAAACUGAAAGUGUUUCUUAUGAAACACUUUUCAAACCUGAGCCAAACGGAGUAAAUUCUGAGGAAGUGGUGGAUAAAGAAGAAAACAAGGAAAAAUUGCCUGAGGAUGUUUCAUACAGCACUUCCCAAGAUGUAACACAGAUCACAAAUCAUAAACCAGAGGGCCACCCUGAAGAAGAUACAAAGGAUGAUACUCAUGAACAGGAAGAAACUGUUAUUUCUUUUGAAUUAACUCCUGAAGCUUCUAGAGGAAAUCAAACAAUGGCAGUGAAAAGUCAGCCCCAGUCUCCUGAGUCCUCAGCAUCACCAGUUCCAUCUACUCAGCCGCAGCUCACAGAAGGAUCACAUUUCAUGUGUGUGUAG
Messenger RNA from Orycteropus afer afer, 1797 nucleotides. Lineage: Eukaryota; Metazoa; Chordata; Mammalia; Tubulidentata; Orycteropodidae. The record is from RefSeq and is a predicted model, not a curated record.